UUUUUUUUUUGAGAGUGGAAAGAGAAAAAAAAAAAAACAGAUAAAAGCCAACAAAAGAAAACAAGGAAAAGAAAGAGUGAAAUAUGUGCAACAAGAAUAGCCCCAUUAAGCGAAGAAAAGCGCCACCACCUCCGAAACCAGCUAGAAAAUCAAGAACCAGAACAAGAAAACCUAAAUAUCUUUCUUUAAAGCUUCAACUCUCAUCUCCUCUUUCCAAGAAAACACAAAAACCUACCAUCUCAAUGCCUCUUAAACAACAGCUUAAUCUUUUUCCUCUCCAUCCAGAAAAUCUCGUUCAAGAACAUAAUAAUAACAACAUUAAAGAAAUUACCAACGACGAUCAAGUCUCCGAUCACGUAGCUUUUCUUUUCGAGACCGCAGCUGACUCCUCCACCUCCCUCAACGGCAUUCUUGAUUCCACAGCCACCACAACAACAACAACAACAACCACGACAGAGGAGGAUGGGAGUGCUCCCCCGCGGCUUCCGCUUUCGCCGUCGCUGACUUAUGUGUAUAUAGGGAAAGAGAGCGAAGACAGAUGCGGUGACGUCAGCUCAUCGCUGGUAAAGACGGCGAUGAAAUGUAAAGAAAGGGAUGCAAGUGAAGAGAGAUGGGUGUGUUACUGGGAAUUGGUGGAGAAGAAAUUAGUAGAGCAAGAGGAAGUGAGUAGUUGUUGUUAUGCUGCUGCUGAUGCUUUGGAGAAGAUGGUGCAGACGCAGGCAAAAGGAGAUGAUAAGAUUGGAUUGGUGGGUUUAAAGCUUGAUUAUCAACAGAUCUUGAAUGCUUGGUCUGAUAAGGGCCCACUUUAUAUAAAAGGAGAUUCCCCACAAAUUGUUCCUGAUGUUCUUCAUGCUCACACUGCUUCAAUGGAUGGCUGGGGAAAUUUAUGGAGAGUGCCAGAAAUGGAAAGCAUAAAAAUGAAGGAUAAAGGGGAAGAAAAGGAAGGGUGGAAACUAGGGCAAAGAGAGGCAAGUGUGUUAAGAUAUAAAGAGAAAAGGCAAAGUAGGCUUUUCGCUAAGAAAAUUCGAUAUGAAGUUCGAAAACUUAACGCCGAGAAACGCCCUCGAUUGAAGGGUCGAUUUGUGAAGAGAAAUGGGGAAUAGGCUAAUGAACAAAUAUUGACUUAUAGAGUGCUUAAAUUAGUUCUUUAAAAUUUCUUUUUUUUUUUUUUUAUCCAUUUUGCUUGUGUUUAUAUGGUAGAGGUUCCUAUAAAUGCUAAAUCAGUUGGAGAACAAAAUAAAUGGGAAUCCAAAAGAAAAGAAUGUACAAAAUUAAGCUGUAGUGGUGCAAUUGAAGCGAUGAGAAAUAUCAUGUUUCCAAUAAUAUAUUUGAUCAGACAGUUCUUCAUGA
Jatropha curcas is the source of this 1350-nucleotide messenger RNA. RefSeq lists its product as uncharacterized. Gene Ontology annotation, cellular component: nucleus. Gene Ontology annotation, biological process: regulation of DNA-templated transcription. NCBI's taxonomy places the organism in Eukaryota, Viridiplantae, Streptophyta, Magnoliopsida, Malpighiales, Euphorbiaceae. The record is from RefSeq and is a predicted model, not a curated record. Gene Ontology annotation, molecular function: protein binding.